Messenger RNA from Danaus plexippus (monarch butterfly), 8209 nucleotides. RefSeq names its product kinesin-like protein unc-104 (gene unc-104). Lineage: Eukaryota; Metazoa; Arthropoda; Insecta; Lepidoptera; Nymphalidae. Gene Ontology annotation, biological process: microtubule-based movement. The coding region runs from base 162 to 5489 and encodes 1775 amino acids. The record is from RefSeq and is a predicted model, not a curated record. Gene Ontology annotation, molecular function: microtubule binding; ATP binding; microtubule motor activity. The transcript has 39 exons.
CGCGGACCCGUCGGCGACGCCAUGUCGACCCACGUUGCUACUUGACCGGAGCGCCCAAUAACAUUUCAGAAAACAAAACUGCACUGUAUUCAUAUCCUCGUCCAUCAGGGGGCAUCUUGGGUACAUCCAUGAUUUAAGCAGCGACGACCAAAGCUUCAGUCAUGUCGUCAGUGAAGGUGGCAGUGAGGGUUCGACCCUUCAACUCUCGCGAGAUCGCCAGAGAAUGCAAGUGCAUCAUUGAAAUGUCUGGCAACACUACAGUCAUAAUAAAUCCAAAACUGCCUCCUAACAACAAGGAAAGCGCUAAAAGCUUCAACUUCGACUUCUCCUACUGGUCACAUAACCCAAGUGAUCCGGAAUUCUCAUCUCAAAUUAUGGUGUACAAAGACAUCGGUGAAGAAAUGCUCCAACACGCCUUCGACGGCUACAAUAUAUGCAUUUUCGCUUACGGCCAAACUGGUGCUGGUAAGUCCUACACUAUGAUGGGCCGUGGAGAGGACUCUCAGGAGGGCAUCAUACCUCAGAUUUGUAAGGAUCUGUUCCGCCGUAUUCGACAGACGACCUCAGAGGAUCUUACUUAUUCGGUGGAAGUGUCCUAUAUGGAGAUAUACUGCGAGAGGGUCCGUGACCUUUUGAACCCGAAGAAUAAAGGCAAUCUGCGUGUUCGUGAGCACCCAGCUUUAGGACCCUACGUGGAGGACCUCAGCAAGCUGGCAGUGAUGUCCUACCAGGAUAUAUACGACCUCAUCGACGAAGGGAAUAAAGCCAGAACGGUUGCUGCAACCAACAUGAACGAGACUUCCUCUCGCUCGCACGCCGUCUUCACGAUAUUUUUCACUCAACAGCGACACGACAAAACAACCAAUUUGGUCUCUGAAAAGGUGUCAAAGAUUUCGUUGGUGGAUCUCGCUGGAUCUGAGCGUGCCGACUCCACCGGGGCGAAGGGAACCCGUCUCAAGGAAGGCGCCAAUAUCAAUAAGUCACUCACCACUCUCGGGAAGGUCAUCUCCGCGCUCGCUGAGAUUGCGUCAAAGAGCAAGAAGUCAAAGAAGGCAGACUUUAUACCCUACCGUGACUCUGUCCUCACAUGGCUCUUGAGGGAGAACCUCGGCGGUAACUCCAAAACCGCUAUGAUAGCUGCCAUCUCACCAGCUGACAUCAAUUACGACGAAACACUCAGUACACUCAGAUACGCUGAUCGAGCCAAGCAGAUCGUAUGCAAAGCUGUUGUCAAUGAGGAUGCCAACGCUAAACUCAUCAGGGAGCUUAAAGAAGAGAUACUCAAGCUGCGAGAACUGCUCAAGGCGGAAGGGAUCGACGUGCAAGAAGGACCAGAUGGUAGAGUCGUUUAUGAAAAGAAAGAACCCCCUACCACAGGAGAGGAGAACACUCAACCUCGCAAGAGUGAGUCUGAGAUGUCCCCGAAAUUAUCUCGUGCUGCGACCAUCGCUGAGGAGGCUGUCGACCAAUUGCAGGCUUCAGAGAAACUUAUUGCGGAACUGAACGAAACUUGGGAGGAGAAACUGAAACGCACGGAGCAGAUACGCGUUCAACGGGAGGCUGUGUUCGCUGAGAUGGGUCUCGCUGUCAAAGAAGGGGUCACUGUGGGCGUCUACUCUCCCAAAAAGACCCCCCACUUGGUCAAUCUCAACGAGGACCCUAAUUUGUCAGAAUGUCUGCUGUAUUAUAUCAAAGACGGUGUUACUCGUCUUGGGACAGCUGAAGCGAACGUUCCCCAGGACAUCCAGCUGUCGGGAUCCCAUAUCCUCAGUGAGCACUGCAUCUUUGAGAAUACAGAUGGCGUUAUAUGUUUAAUACCGCAUGCUGGAGCCUUGGUUUAUGUCAAUGGAAGGGAGGUCACGGAGCCGAUAAUCCUGAAGACCGGUUCGCGUGUGAUCCUUGGUAAGAACCACGUGUUCCGCUUCACACACCCAGGACAACCGAGGGAGGAGAUGAUCUCCAACAAGGCCGUUGAUGAUAAGCCAGGAGCUAAUGACGUAGAAGCACCAAACGAGACGGAACCCAACGUAGACUGGGACUUCGCUCAAUGUGAACUGCUAGAAAAGCAGGGUAUCGACCUGAAGGCUGAGAUGCAGAAGAGGCUAAUGGCCAUCGAGGAACAGUGGAGGAAGGAGAAAGAGCAUGCGGACCAACAGUUUGAGGAACAGAGAAAGAACUACGAGGCUCGUAUCGACGCUCUGCAGCGUCAGGUCGAGGAACAGAGCGUCACAAUGUCCAUGUACAGUUCCUACACACCAGAUGACUUCCAUAACGAUGAAGAUAUCUUUGUGAAUCCCCUGUUUGAGACAGAGUGUUGGUCAGCCCGCGAGGUGGGAUUAGCGGCGUGGGCCUUCCGCAAGUGGAAGUAUCACCAGUUCACGUCGCUGAGGGACGACCUCUGGGGAAACGCCAUCUUCCUUAAGGAAGCGAAUGCUAUAUCCGUGGAACUGCGGAAGAAGGUGCAGUUCCAGUUCACCUUGCUAACGGACACUCCAUAUUCUCCACUUCCCGCGGAACUGGCUCCGAGGGACGAAGCUGAUGAUGAGUACAGACCUUCAGCACCAACGGUGGUAGCCGUCGAAGUGACAGACACAAAGAAUGGCGCCACCCAUUACUGGACAUUGGAAAAGCUGCGACAUCGGCUGGAACUGAUGCGUCAGAUUUACAACAUGAACGAGGACGUCAGGGCUGUCACCGAGGACUUGCCCGACCCUGACGUACUGCAAUGUAUAGCGGCCUGCUCCAACACAAGACUCUCACUCGCCAACCUUCUACCAUCGAGGCAACGUUUAGAGCUGAUGCGUGAGAUGUACCACAACGAGGCGGAGUUGUCACCAACCUCGCCCGAUCACAACAUUGAGUCAGUGACCGGUGGGGAUCCCUUCUAUGAUAGGUUCCCCUGGUUCCGUCUAGUUGGACGGAGCUUCGUAUACUUGUCGAACCUCCUGUAUCCGGUUCCGCUCAUUCACAAGGUCGCUAUAGUGAAUGAGAAAGGAGACGUGAAGGGCUACCUGCGGGUCGCCGUACAGGCUGUUAUCGACGCCGAAAAAAAUAAUGCUGAGUUCGUUGCUGGCGUGAAACAAUCAGCAAAAAUAUCAUUCGAUGAUGACAUCGUACCCGUACGGUCCAGACUCAAAGCUAUAUCCAGUGUUGAAAAGAACAACGUCAUCAACGCUAUAAAUAUUGAAGACAGACCAGAGCAAGACUCUAACAUCAAGAUAGAAGAGCUGGCAGUAGGUGAGUGUGAUGCAGAUAGCGGCCGUGGUGACAGUUCCCUGGCCUCAGAGCUGAAGGAUGAAGAUCUCCCUGAUCACUUGACGCUCGGCCGCGAGUUCACAUUUAGGGUGACAGUGCUACAAGCUCACAGCGUGGCCACGGAUUACGCUGACGUGUUCUGCCAGUUCAACUUCCUGCAUAGAAACGAAGACGCCUUUUCAACUGAACCAGUCAAGAAUACUGGUAAAAACACGCCAUUAGGAUUCUAUCACGUUCAAAAUAUUACUGUCCCUGUAACGAAAUCUUUCGUCGAUUAUAUAAAAUCCCAACCGAUCGUCUUCGAGGUAUUCGGACACUACCAGCAACAUCCUUUACACAAGGACGCCAAACAGGACGGGCCCGUGGGCAGGGCUCCGCCCCGUCGUAUGUUGCCACCGUCGCUGCCUAUAUCAGCCCCGGUCCGGAGCCCUAAGUGGGGUGCGGCGAGUGUAGCGCCUCCCUGUUGCUCUUCACACCUGCACUCGAAACAUGAUCUGCUUGUUUGGUUCGAGAUUUGUGAACUAGCACCAAGUGGAGACUAUGUACCGGCUGUGGUAGAGCACAGCGACGAAUUGCCGUGCCGGGGACUGUUCCUCUUGCACCAGGGUAUCCAACGUAGAAUUCGCAUCACCAUCUUGCACGAACCCUCAUCUGAUCUGCAGUGGACCGACGUCAGGGAACUCGUUGUUGGUCGUAUCCGCAACACACCAGAGGCCAGCGAAGACACGGACGGAGACGAAGACGGAGCACUCUCUCUCGGACUGUUCCCGGGAGAGAGACCCACUCUUGAUGACAGGGCUGUUUUCAGAUUCGAAGCCGCUUGGGACAGCAGUCUGCAUGGUUCGCCACUCCUCAACAGAGUCAGCGCUAACGGCGAAGUAGUUUACAUCACACUCAGCGCUUACCUGGAGGUCGAGAACUGUGGUCGUCCAGCUAUCAUAACCAAGGACCUGUCUGUGGUGGUUGUGGGUCGAGAGGCUCGUACUGGCGCUGGUCGUUCGCUACGGCGGGCUCUGUUCGGCUCCAAGGCAGCUCGUGCGGAUCGUCUCACUGGACUUUACGAGCUCAGUCUACACAGGGCUUUGGAACCAGGAGUGCAGCGUCGUCAACGCCGUGUGCUAGACACUAGCGGCACCUACGUCCGUGGAGAGGAAAAUCUACACGGUUGGCGACCGAGGGGUGACUCCCUCAUAUUCGACCACCAGUGGGAGUUAGAGAAGAUGACUCGUCUGGAGCAAGUCAGCCGCACGAGGCACUUCUUGGCUUUACGGGAACGACUACGACACGGACACGAGAAUACGGUCGCGCCCAACGACUUCACAAAAACUGAGAAGGAGGUUUCCAAUAUGGCGGCUAAGGCUGCGUCAGAUUGUGCUCACCUUCGAGAUGAGGCGGUGUACGAACCUUGGGAAAUGACUCCCAGGGAACGGGAAUUAGCGACCAAAUACAUCAAGCUCAUACAGGCAAGGAUAGGCCACAAUAAAGAGGUCGAGACGGCCGUAUCACCCGCCACGCCAGUUGACGAGGGAGUGUCGGCUGAUAUCUCUACACCAAGUCUGCUGUCCUCCAUACAUAGCGCCAGCAGCUUUGAGCUGUGCUCACCGGAACGUGCACUGUUGGAGAAGGCUGGUGGUGGAUGGGGUGGGGGAAACGUGAGCACCGGCGGGGCUCAGUUCGUGCCCGACUGCGAGGAGGUGCGGGUGUCCGCGGCGGUCGCCAGGCGCGGCUACCUCAAUGUACUGCAACAUGGAACACACGGCUGGAAGAAACGAUGGCUGGUUGUCCGUCGUCCAUACGUGUUCAUCCAUCGCUGUGAACGUGAUCCCGUGGAGAGAGCCGUGAUCAACCUGGCGCACGCCCACGUCGAGUACUCCGAAGACCAGGAACAGAUGGUCAGGAUGCCCAACACCUUCAGUGUGGUGAGCAAGGAGCGCGGUUACUUGCUGCAGACUCUAGGAGACAAGGAGGUCCACGACUGGCUGUACGCCAUCAACCCCCUGCUAGCCGGACAGAUCAGGUGUCGCUCAGGUCGCGGUCAGCGCGUCGCGGGUCGCGGGCUCCCGGGGGUCCCCCGGCGCCCGCAGGGCCCCCCGCGCUCCCGGUCGGGCCCCCCGCGCCCCCUCUCGCAUGAGACGCCCUCAGCAUGGAGUCUAUCCUCGUUUUUUAAGUGCGUGGCCGACGGCCGCUUGUACGCGCACCGCCCGCUGCGCUCGCGGACUUCAUAUAGAUACUAAAACAGCCUCACAGUAAUCGCUCGUAUAUAUCUCUAUGUAGCUCCCGUAUCGCCAAACUUUAUAAUCGAUUCUCAAUGACGUCACCAUUCGACAUUUCAUAUAUAAUCUAAAGUUGAUCGUACGUGGAUGAUACACCGAGCGCUGAUUAUAUUUCUGCGACUGGUUUGGUGAGCUCAGUGAUCUGUUGUGAGAGGGGUGGGGACGGUAGUUUUAUAUUUAUAUAUUUGUCCUGAAUUUUAUGAUGUAUCAAUUAAUUUAGCAUAUCCAAUUUAUUAUUAUAUGGCAUUUAAUGCUGGAUACGGUCUAUACGUAAACAUAUGUUGUUAUAUUUUUUUAUAAAGUCCGUUAUAGUUUUUAAAUGGACGGUGGAGGUCGUGGGACCAAACCGGUGCAAAAUACGGAACGAUGGGGUAAAUGAUGUUAGAAAUGAAAUAGUUUUACGGCGGCUGUUUUAAUAUCUUAUGUUGGACGCACAUUUUUUUUGUAUAAUUCAGUUUUUUUAUUACAAAUAUAUUUCAAAUUACAUUGUAUUAUGACGUCUUUGCACCAUUGCCUGUCGAAUAUCUUGCCAAAUAUUAAAAAAUUAAACUGUCAAAGUCCAAAUAGUUUCUUGUCCAUUUUUUUUUUAACAGUAGUCUUAAGUUUAAAGGUGCAAGGACUUAAACAUAUGCCAAUUUUGUGAAAGGUUUCCCUAUGUUAUUGUAAUAUUAUUGUUAGGUCUCAAAUGUUGCGCACAAAAACUGUCGGCGAUAUCUCUAUUAGACUCCAUUGCGUGUUGCGAGGUCAACGAACCUGCUAUGACAUGACGAAAUAAUGAAAAUAUCUUUAUAGAUUUUCUCUUAAUGUUAUAUACAAUAUAAUGUAAUUUAACUUGUAUAUACGUAUGACCCGAGCGGUAAGGAUAAAACUUGGUGGUCCAGCGUGCUCAGUACGAGUUGCUACGUUAACGAGGCUACUAACAGUUUCUAAGUUAACGUCAGACUGGUGCUAUACACGCAGUCCGUCAGCGAACUCGAGUGACGUCAUACGUAAGGUUUGACUUCAUCUAGUAUUGGUUGUAAAUACAUAAUAUAUUAUGGCAAUGUAGUUUUAGACGAGUCGUUUCAAUGUAAUCGAUGGAAUGAUUUGAUUUGUGUUGUAGUUUAUUCUCAUUUCUCAGUCGAUAUGGAUUGUAUAAAGUAGGUUAAUGCGGUAUUAACGGUGUAGGGUUUAGAGCGAGUGUCGUCUAUAGAACAGUCACAAACCUUUCCCAUCUCGAGUCAGGUGAUGUCUCUGAUGGCAACCCUCGUCUCAGGUCCCCAGAAUUGUGUUAUACACACAUUCGUUUCACAAUAUCUCAUUAUAUCAUUGUAAUUUUUAUCAGACAUCAUCCCGCACAGUAGCUAGAAUAAUUUUUGUGACCAUAGUAUCUUUUAUGACAUCUGAUUUAUAAUUUAGUCAUCGUUUCUUAAUCUUGUUACCGCUUGAUGUUGAAAGGAAUAAUCUUCACUAAAUUAUAGCUUCUAGGUGAGGUUUUUCGGAAUAAAACAUACGAAAAUAUUUCUAUUUCCAGAUAAUUUUGUAAGCUUAAGUAAAUUUUUAGUAAUUGUAAAUAAAUGUAUCGAUUGAUCCGUGUUUAAGUUACAGAAAUUUUUGAAGAAAAAAAAUAAUAUAUGAAAUAUAAUCGUUGCUUUCUCGUACGUUUUGAAUCCAUUCACCGGCUUGCACCUUGGAUCUUAGACUCGGCUAACACUAGAUAAAACAGUUUAGAUUAGAAAAUAGAGUUAGGAUCAAAAGUAUUAUCCAAAUGUAGACAUGCUGUGUGUUAUAAUAUUUCUUAAUAUUAAAUAAUACAAUAACUGUCGUCAAAAUUAUUAAACUGUUAGUGAGACCGAUGUUAUUGUCUAUGGCGCAACGUCAAAUGUCAUACUUGUCACUUGUCAGUCGUCGACGUCAUCUCUGUUGGUGUUUAGUGAGUUUGACGCUGUGCUUCUGCCCUAUUCGUCCUUUUCAAUAAUAAAAAAAAUAAUUAAUCGUUUGUUUGUUCAUCGUUCACUACAAAUGUAUCGCUAUAGAUGUACCUCCCAUAAUGUUAAGGUAUGAAGGGAUCUCGGGUUUGAUGAAAUUAAUACUUUUUAUUUCUAGUCAUUUGUUUGUAACAUUCCAAAUCUGUAUUUUUUUUCCACUAGGGUGUAUUUUGCAUAGCAAAAUUAUAUUUAUCUCGUGGGAUAGAAGCUGGUACAUGAAUACGGGGAUGGUCUAGAACGUAAUGGUUUGACUUCAAUAUAAAAUGAUUGGUUUGCAUAGCUUCGUUUCGCUAUACUUUCGUAGUUCAAAAAUGAAGACCUUUUUAAAUUAGAUAUAUCAGCUUAAGCUGGAGUAAAUAUAUUUUUAUAGAGUGUACUCUAAAAGCUAUACUGUUAUUUUUAGAGACAUAGCUGUUUUCUAAAAUUAUGUUUACUUGUUCUUGUAAUUUAUUUUUAAGUAUAAGUUAGUUGGAAUGUUGGGAGCUGCGCCGGCGCAGGCGCGGGGAGGUCCUUGUGAUUUCGAUAGUGAUUGUUGUUUGUUAGGCGAGAAUGAUAUUUGAGGAUUAUAUUCUAUAUAAUUUAUGAAUUUCAUUCAAUUUAUGAGAAUAAGAACAAUGUAAUAAUUGGUAAUAUUACUCAUUGCUCUAAAUGUACUAUCAAAAUAUAUUAUACACUGUGUUAAAGGUCAUAAAUAAAAUGCUUUGAAAAUUUCCA